This is a messenger RNA of Argiope bruennichi, 940 nucleotides long. RefSeq lists its product as uncharacterized. The coding region runs from base 4 to 363 and encodes 119 amino acids. NCBI's taxonomy places the organism in Eukaryota, Metazoa, Arthropoda, Arachnida, Araneae, Araneidae. The transcript has 3 exons. The record is from RefSeq and is a predicted model, not a curated record.
UUCAUGCUAAUUUGUUUUGUAUUUGCAGUUCCAAUGAUUUUAAUAAAAAUGGUUAUAAAUUUAGAAAUUAAACAUCUCAAACGUCUUCUCCAAGAGCACUUUUUAUGGCAUUUUAUGAAACUUGACUUGGAUAGUUUAUUCUUUUGGUAUGAUGGUACUUAUACCAUAAUAAAGACAACUUAUAAAAAAAGACAAAACUUGUUACAGGAAAAGCUGUUAUCUAUUUAUGGUGCUGCUGUCCAUAAUUGCCAUUCUAAAUACGUUAGCUUUGGUGGGGUAUGGUUAUUCCUGCACAUCAAAGACAGAAGCAGAACGUAUAAAUUUCGGCGUGAAACUGCAGCACGCCCUCCUGGAAUUCUCUGAUUCUUUUUUUGCCACAUAUGAAAGAAGAAGAAGAGGUAGCAGCAUUUUCAUUUGUAAAAACUGAUUUUUAAGCCUGUGAAUAUGCAUGCUGAGAAAAUUGUCUUUUUACUUUUAGACUAGCUUUCUCCAAUGCUCUUAAACAUUUUUACUUACAUUUGCUGUUAUACACAUAUUUUGGUUGAUUCAAUAUCAGUAAAUCUUAUUCAAUUAAUAAAUGUUGUUGUUAAUAAAUGAGCAUAUUAACUUAUGUAUCCAUAUUCCGUCCCAAAAUUAUUAGAUUAUUAUUCUUUGUUUAUUAAUAUAUUUCUCACCUCUCUAGAAAUUGUUAAACAUUUUUAUUUGAAAUAAUUUUUAAAAUUGUAUGUCUUUAUCUGAAAAGUAUUGUCUCUUGAGUGAUAUAUAGAAAAGAAAUAAUUGAAAUGAUUAACCAUUUGCACCCCCUUUUUUCGUUGUUGUGGUUUUACCUUUAUUGGAAUUUAUUUAGUAUUCUUUGCCCUAAAGGGUGCACAGUUUAUCUGGGGAACAACUAAUUAGCAUUGAACCACCUGAUCGAAAUAAAUACUAACAUUAUUUAUAA